Messenger RNA from Camelina sativa (false flax), 629 nucleotides. The record is from RefSeq and is a predicted model, not a curated record. Lineage: Eukaryota; Viridiplantae; Streptophyta; Magnoliopsida; Brassicales; Brassicaceae.
GACAUAUCAGAAAGUACCGAAUGGACCAAUUUAGGGUUCUUUCCCGUGUGGCAGUAACUGUAAUGUGCUUGGCGUGUUUCGGGUUUAGUGUUGGGAUGUGUUCAGAUUCAGAUCCCUUGAUUCAGACGGUAGUGUCUAACGAGGACUUGCCCUAUUCCGCUAAGCUCAAUACGGUACAAAAUAUCACGGAAUCGGAAUGGGAUUCCCUUGUGAUGAUGUCUGAACUUCCAGUGCUGGUUAUGUUCACAUCCGACCAAUGCAAACGAUGUUCCAUGAUGGACCGCAUACUGGAGCAAGAGGACUCGAUAUACGCGGGUAAGCUCAAUUUCUACAAAAUCGACAUUAACAAGGCGCCAGUCAUCGCAGAACGCUACUACGUACGUGAUCUCCCGACCAUUAUUUUCUUCAGAGGGGGAUGGUUAGAGGACCAAGUUAUUGGAUUUAAUCCAGCGAAAGUACUGAGACUCGUGGAUAAAUAUGCACAUUAAGGAAUGAGACAACGUACUGUCGUCUCUUCUCGAGUCCGUUUACUUAUAUUUGCUGCUUCCUUUUGCCAAAGUCAAACCUUUGCUCUGUGCAUUACUUUUAUGCUGUCUAGUUUUGUUUGUCUCCUUGAAUUAAUUAUUUCA